CAUAGACGUACGCCUCCCGUCUAAACACCUAUCUUCAGCAGCUCCUGCGAAAACAAUCUACAGCUCACCGCGAAUUUCUAUAAGCCGAACGCGAAUCAUAGCUUUGGCAGCGUCUAGACAACGAGCCAAGUACACUACGUCCCACAAACCACACUCUCUACCGCGACCAUGGCCGCCAUCAUCGACGCCGACGACGUGAUGGAGCCCACCCUCCAGUCCAUCCUCGACCAAAAGUCGCUGCGCUGGAUCUUUGUCGGAGGAAAGGGUGGUGUAGGAAAGACAACCACGUCGUGCUCCCUCGCCAUCCAGCUCGCCAAGGCGCGCAAGUCCGUCCUCCUCAUCUCCACCGACCCGGCACACAACCUGUCCGACGCCUUCAACCAGAAGUUCGGCAAGGAAGCCCGUCUCAUUGAGGGCUUCACCAACCUGAGUGCCAUGGAGAUCGACCCCAACGGCAGCAUGCAGGACCUGCUCGCGGGCCAGAACGAGGAGGUGGAUGCCAUGAGCGGUGGCCUCGGUGGCAUGAUGCAGGAUCUGGCAUUUGCUAUCCCCGGUAUCGAUGAAGCCAUGUCCUUCGCCGAAGUCCUCAAGCAAGUAAAGUCAAUGUCCUACGAAACAAUCAUCUUCGACACCGCCCCGACAGGCCACACCCUCCGCUUCCUCUCCUUCCCCAGCGUCCUCGAAAAGGCCCUCGCAAAGGUCUCCCAGCUCAGCUCGCAGUACGGGCCCCUCCUCAACGGCUUCCUCGGCCAGGGCGGCCAGCUGCCCAACGGCCAGAACCUCAACGAGAUGAUGGAGAAGCUCGAGACGCUGCGCGAGACAAUCUCCGAGGUCAACACCCAGUUCAAGGACGAGAACCUGACGACUUUCGUCUGCGUCUGCAUCCCCGAGUUCCUGUCUCUCUACGAGACGGAGCGCAUGAUCCAGGAGCUGGCAAACUACGGCAUCGACACCCACAGCAUCGUCGUCAACCAGCUCCUCUUCCCCAAGAAGGGCAGCAACUGCGACCAGUGCACGGCCCGUCGCAGGAUGCAGAAGAAGUACCUCAACGAGAUUGAGGAGCUGUAUGACGAGUUCAACGUCGUCAAGAUGCCGUUGUUGGUUGAGGAGGUCCGCGGCAAGGAGAAGUUGGAAAAGUUCAGCGAGAUGCUGACCACGCCUUACUCACCGCCCGAGAUGGAUGCUUGAGUAUGAGUUCGUGAGCGGUUUCGGGUGAGGCAGCGGUUUGCAGGUGUUGAGAGGAUCAAAAACACGACUAUGAAUAUUUGGUUAUGACUGGAUGGGUAGCAUGAGGCGCAAGAGUCACGAGUGGAG
Colletotrichum scovillei is the source of this 1314-nucleotide messenger RNA. Its product is annotated as anion-transporting ATPase. Bases 169 to 1188 code for a protein of 339 amino acids. Gene Ontology annotation, cellular component: GET complex. Gene Ontology annotation, biological process: post-translational protein targeting to endoplasmic reticulum membrane. Gene Ontology annotation, molecular function: ATP hydrolysis activity; ATP binding. The transcript is spliced from 2 exons. Lineage: Eukaryota; Fungi; Ascomycota; Sordariomycetes; Glomerellales; Glomerellaceae. The record is from RefSeq and is a predicted model, not a curated record.